Molecule: messenger RNA, 4413 nt
Organism: Lichtheimia ornata
Lineage: Eukaryota; Fungi; Mucoromycota; Mucoromycetes; Mucorales; Lichtheimiaceae
Exons: 11
Coding region: 1-4413 (1470 amino acids)
Biological process (GO): glycogen metabolic process
Cellular component (GO): phosphorylase kinase complex
Molecular function (GO): calmodulin binding
Source: RefSeq, a predicted model, not a curated record
AUGACUAUCCAUUCUCCUCAUGCUCGGAUAUACGAGAAGCCCGUAGACCGAUUGGAUUAUUAUUAUCAAGCGAUCCAUACAACUAUCCUCAGCAAACAAAAUGCUGUCAGCGGCCUUAUUCCCGCUUCAGUGGCUAUCACGACACAUGGUGAUUACACGGAUGCAUGGGUGCGAGAUAAUGUUUACUCUAUUUAUGCCGUGUAUGGUCUGGCUCUUGCUUAUCGGCGGAUUGACAAUGAUACCGGAAGAGCAUUUGAAUUAGAGCAUUCAGUUAUCAAAUUGAUGCGAGCUUUAUUGUUUGCCAUGAUGCGACAAGCAGACAAGGUAGAAAAUUUCAAAAAGACACAAUCGCUUGAGCACUCUUUGCACGCCAAAUAUAACACCAACAAUGGUGAAACGGUGGUGGGAGAUUUUGAUUGGGGUCAUCUUCAGAUCGAUGCGACAAGUCUUUUCCUUUUGGCAUUAGCUGAUAUGACAACGAGUGGAUUGACCAUUAUCUUUACGCAAGACGAAGUUGACUUUGUCCAAAACUUGGUAUUCUACAUCGAACGUGCAUAUCGCACUCCUGAUUAUGGCAUUUGGGAGCGUGGGAACAAGUCUAACCAUGGUCAACCUGAGCUCAAUUCAUCCUCAAUUGGCAUGGCACUUGCAGCAUUACGUGCUAUCAAUGGGAUCAAUCUCUUUGGUGCUAGAGGUGGUCCAUCAUCGGUGAUCCACGUACUACCCGAUGAGUUGACACGCAACUCAACCACGCUACACAGCUUUCUUCCUCGUGAAUCCAAUUCGAAGGAGAUCGAUGGCUCGGUGUUGUCAAUCAUUGGCUUCCCUGCAUUUGCUGUAUCUGAUCAAGAUUUGAUUCGCCGAUCCAAGCAAGAAGCCAAAGAUAAGCUAGAGGGCAAAUAUGGAUGGAAGCGGUUUCUACGUGAUGGCCAUCAAACUGUGUUAGAGGAUACCACUCGCUUGCAUUAUGAUCUCAAUGAGCUCAAGAUCUUUGAAAAGAUUGAAUCCGAAUGGCCCUUGUUUUUCACUUACUUGGUUUUGGAAGGCUUGAUGACGGGCAAUUUGGAUCAAGCACGCGAGUAUAGACGCAAGUUGGAGCCUUUGGUGAUUGACUCGCUUACCAUGCAACCCGUAUCCAUGUCACCAGCAGCUCCUGUAUCACCGGGUGCUUUAUCAUUUUCAUCGGGAUCGUCAUCUUUCAUGAGCCACCAUAGUAGCAAUAACAACAAUAGCAUCCCAUUGCUUGCCGAACUCUACUAUGUCCCUGCUGAACACAUCGAUGCUGAAAAAGAAAAUCCACACUCGCAACCACGCUUGGCCAAUGAUAACGUUCCACUCGUUUGGGCUCUUUCGCUUUACUUUUUGGGAUGCUUGAUUGAAGAAGAUUUGCUAUCGCCCUCCGAAGUUGAUCCACUUGGUCGUCGCUUUAGCGCCAACAAAGUUGCACGUCAGCAUAUUGUGCAAAUUGUGUUGCUAUCUGAAGAUGCAGCAUUGCAAAGCACCUUGUCCAUGUAUGGCCUUGAAACUCAAACUCUGGAAGAGAUUACAUCCAAUAUCACUGUUCUUCAUCCACGUACCCUUGCCGAGGUAUAUGCUGGUCUUGGGCGUAAUGCGAAAAUGGGCUUGAGUGGCAGACCAAAGAGGCCCGUGGGUGUUUUGGGCACAUCACGACUCUACCGUAUCCAAGGGCAACUUUAUGCAUUUACUCCUCAUUUUAUGGACAAUGAAGAAUUCUAUCUUAAUGCAGACCCAGAUUACCUCGUAUCAGCAUUUGAGAGCGAACUCAGCUUUACAAGUGCCAAUUGGUUUUACCCUGGAAGGCCUACCAUGGUAGUAGUGUUGACACAUGCAUUAUUGGGAAGCAUGCAAAACCAGCUUCAAGACUCAGAGACAUACCCAUUGACAAUGACGCAACCGGAUCGAUCCAAAAAGAACCUUUUGAAUUUUUUUAUGAACCUACGUUGUGGCGACUGCAAUGGUGUACGUGUGCGCUUAUGUCGAUUAACUGAAUCCGUUAAUACAAGCAACAUCGAGUCACUUGACUUUUUGGUCAAUCAGCCUGAGUGGGAGAAUAUCUUGGUGAUGGCCAAUCGUACCGCACGUCGCCGUAGACGACGAUCAAUCCAUCGAAAGCUCGCCUAUGAUGAAGGUGAAACACAAGCCAAUACGCCUCGUACGCCUGGUACCAAGACACCUUCUUCAAGAAGACGUAAUACGGCAUUCCAUGGCAAGUCGCUUGCAUCUCCGCUUGAUAGGCUUAAUCAAGAAAGCUACUUUGACCAAAUCAGCACUGCACUUGCCCAACUUGAAGCUGAUGCAUAUGAACCCCGUUUCAAGCUCAAAGAUCCAGAGAAUGUACCUCUUGCUCGUAAAACAGUGGCCCAUGCGGAUUCCCCAUUGGGUGCUAACAACAAUAAUGCUCGCAUUACUGAGCUAGAUACAUCGGCAAGCAGUAGUUCUCCAAGCGUUGUAGGCAUAGCUGGUAUAUCAAGUGUAUCAGAUGACCAGCAAGAUCAGCAACAACAAGCUAUGACUGAUUCACCUUUGGCAUCCGAUAUGCUAUCACUCGUUCUUGGGGAUCCAUCACAAUUUCAACAGGCUGUUGAAUCCCUUGUUGCCUCCGUUAACUUGUAUGAUCAAAUUGACCUGCUUCAAUACCUUGUAUCAUGCAAGUCGCUCGAUUUUUAUGUCAAUGAAUUGGAAGCCACCAUUAAUGAGCUUUUGGAAGAGGUGUAUCUUAAAUCAAUGCGUCUACAGUAUUGGUCAAUUGCACGCCAAGCUGCUGGUUUAUUACGUAAACUAGUGCCAUCAUUGACAAUCAACAUCACCGAUCUCGUGAUUCGGCAGAAGCAAGUUAGCAUUGGAUCAGGGCCACAAGAAUACCUUUUAUCGAUGCCUACAGGACCUGAUGCCUUAAGGAAGAUGAUUUCAGAGCACUGCAACGACGAUGUACGUGAAGGGCCUGUAGUUCAAGAGAUCAUUUUGUAUUUGGGAAGUUUCAUUCGUACCGCGCCUCAUAUUUUUGAUGGCAUCCUUCGACUACGAACCCAUUACAUCAUCAUUGCAUUACGUGAAGAGAUCAGCCGCAUCAAUGGAUGUGACGAGGAAGAGGCAGUGGAGCAUUUGAUGCAAUUAUCACCCUUUGAGAUCAAGUCGCUAUUAGGCACCAUCUUGUCGGGUCCAAGUCUUUGUGAUGCUACUACAAGUGAUAUUGUGGUACGCGACAAGCCUGGUGGAUUUAUGAUGCUUUCACUUCCACCCGCUGUACCUAGCAUGACUUCCAUUAGCAACAUGACUAGCAACAGUACCACAGUAAUCGAAUCCGCUGACAAGGACAUCUUUAUCCGCGUCCAAUCGGCUGGAUAUGCAUCGGGCAACUUUGCACGUGUCGAGAUCAAUGGCAACUCUAUGCAUGCAACAUCACGUGGUGUUCAUGUAUGGGCUAUUACGCGUGAUGGCGUUCACAGCGGUGGGAAUGAGAGCAAUGGAAACAAAUUGCUGUUGGAGCGUGCAUCAUUCGAUACCCAUAUUUCGAUCGAAGAGAGUCGAAGUUUCAAACGUUUUAUUGAUUGGUUGGCCGCUGGUACUAUCGUGGUGAUUGCUGUCAAGGAUGAUUUCAUCGAACAUUUGGAUCAAGGUGGCAUUGAUGCUCUCAAAAGUCUUGGUAGUACCAAGAUCCAACAAGUUGGUUAUCGUGAUUCUUACGUGCUGAUCUCUGAGAAAGGUGCACCCAAGGAAAAUGCAAUUGAGGUCCACAAACCCCAUAACAUGGGUCCGACACAUGUCGUUGAACGACACAUUGAUCUACAGCUAAGCAAGUCUAAUGAUAUCCAUGUUGCACCGACCUCGUUGGGUGGCAACCCUGAAACCAUGACAACCGAUUUCCCAAAAAGCAACGGGCGCUGGUUGCGUCGUAGAAAGAAUGAUGGCGCUCUUAAUCGUGUACCACCCAACUUCUUCCCUCGUGUAUGGCAGAUCCUUGAUAGUAGCAAAGGUUUGCGCAUUCGCAAGCAUGUCCUUCCGCGUGAUCCAACAGUCCUUGAAAAGACGGCUGAAGAAUUCAACUUUGCCCUUGCUGUGGAAGGUUUUCUUGGAUGGUUCAUCGACCCUGCAGAACGUCAAAUUGCUGUGGAGACGUUGAUGAUCAUUUAUCGCUUCAAGGAACGUAAUCCCGAGAUGCGGAUAUUGGAUGACAUGAUUGAUAUCUCUGCCAUUAUGGAUACUGCCAUUCAAUACUUUUGGAAAAAGUGGGCCAAAGAUGGAUAUGCAUACGAGGCGAACAAGGAUUUGGCACAUACUUUGUUUUAUGAUUUGCCACAACAAGGAUCAUCUGAAAGCACCUCAUCUUAUCUCGCCAAAGCUGCUGUCAAGGUGUUGCCACUUGAGUUUAAUUAUCAAGAAGAAGAAGCUUAA